CCUAGUCACAUCUCAAGUCAACGUAGUCACAUCGAAGCCUUGCUAUUUGUUCGCCUCCGUGAUACCGUCAGAAUAACGUUUUGAUGUUUUGAUACCGACCCACAUAUAAAACGGCCCAACUGGAAGGAUGUAAUCAGGAAGAUGGUUCCCUCCAGGUUGCUUUCAUCUCUCCUUGCCCUGCCAGUGCUUGCCUUUUUCUCGCUGUCAGCGAGCGCUUUGCCUCGUCCUCGGACAGCGUCAAGCACAGCUGCUCUCAAGCUCGCCGUCAGAAUAAACUCGUACGGGAUCAAGAACAUCGCAGCUGCAGAUCGAGCUCGAAUACAAGUCCUACAAGCUGGCGGCAGCGCUUCCGUCAAUGCAACCAAUACUGUGACAACAUACACAGCUAGCAUUGGCGUAGGGAGUCCAGCAACGUACUACACACUUCUAGUAGACACCGGAAGCUCGAAUACCUGGAUUGGGGGCAACAAGGCUUACACGCAGACUACCGCGAGCCGGGAUACGCUCAAUAAAUUCAAAGUUCCAUACGCCGAUGGGAGUUCUGUUUCUGGGGAAGAAUACACAGAUACCGUAACGCUCAACUCUGAUCUGGUCAUCGAGAACCAAUCUAUCGGCGUCGCAUCUAAAACCUCAGGGAUGGGUGGUCUGGAUGGAAUUUUUGGCCUUGGACCGGCUGAUUUAACGCAGGGCAUCGUCGAUGAUGCAUAUGAAGUCGCAACUGUGAUGGACAACCUCUAUACGCAGAAACAAAUUAGCUCGGAAGUACUCGGAGUGUUCUUCGCACCUGCUUCCUCUGAUGAUAGCAGUGGAGAACUCACAUUCGGGAGUUAUGACGCCUCAAAAAUUACUGGAAGCAUCAACUAUGUGCCCAUCACAUCGGCAUAUCCAGCGAAUACAUUUUGGGGCAUUAAUCAAUCCAUCAGAUAUGGGUCUACGCCCAUUUUGGAUGAGACAGCUGGUAUCGUCGAUACCGGAACCACACUGAUUCUCAUUGCGUCCGAUGCUUUCAAUUUAUAUCAGUCUGCGACGGGGGCAACUCUUGAUAAGACCACUGGCUUGUUACAGAUCUCCCCCGACCAGUACGAGCAGCUCUCAUCUUUGUAUUUCACUAUUGGUGGAAUUACAUAUGAGCUCACCCCGAAUGGGCAAAUUUGGCCUCGAUCGUUGAACAGCGCCAUUGGCGGUACCACCGACAACAUAUAUCUGGUGGUCAGUGACAGUGGAGACAGCAGCGGUUCUGGCUUGGAUUUUACGAACGGCUACUGUUUCCUCGAACGGUUCUACUCGGUGUACGACACGACAAAUUCCUAGAGUCGGGUUCGCCACCACUGAGUAUACGUAUGCCACGACAAAUUAGACUGUCUCUUCUCGAAAGAUCACGGUUCUACUCGUAUGAACAUAUUUAGCCGAUAUACCUCAGGCUUAAUUCAAUUUCUUGUGUCUAAUGUGCAUCGGGGCAUGGGUGAAAGCUAU
This is a messenger RNA of Suillus bovinus, 1473 nucleotides long. RefSeq names its product acid protease. NCBI's taxonomy places the organism in Eukaryota, Fungi, Basidiomycota, Agaricomycetes, Boletales, Suillaceae. Gene Ontology annotation, molecular function: aspartic-type endopeptidase activity. Bases 142 to 1311 code for a protein of 389 amino acids. Gene Ontology annotation, biological process: proteolysis. The transcript has 5 exons. The record is from RefSeq and is a predicted model, not a curated record.